CAGUUGGACACCGACACCAGAGAGCUUGACUUCUCUUUUAAAUUAUUGUAUUCAGUAUCGCAUCGAACACUAAAGUCAUUAGAACUCACGAUUGACAGAAUAAUUUUUCAUGCACGAACCUCUUGAGAUUGAUAAAUCAUUGCUGAUUUGAAUUUUAAAUUUUACUUGUUCAGAAUUACGCGUCUGACUCGGUGAAAUCACGAUUGAAUUUUUUCUCUUUAGUGAAAUUUUUAUCAAGUUGGAGAUCAACCUGAAAUUAACGUGAGGGGUUGUCAAACAUUGCGUGUUAUCUGACAUCAAUUUUCCCCGUCUUUGUUUGUCUGUUGCACAAUAUUUAUUUGAAUCGUUGAUAACGAUUGACGUAUAAAAAUCGCAUUGAAAAAGCUGUGGAGAGCUAUUCCAUCGGAAUUUUCAGUGUGGAUUUAUUCGUUAUGGCGAGAAUAGUUAAUUCGUCGGGUCAGGAUUUGUACGAGACGAAAAAGGGAAUAGGAAGGAGAGAUGCAAUUCCAAUUAUCCAUACGAGGGGAACACACUACGAAAUUGGAUACGAUAUUGGGCGAACUUUUGCAAAAAUGAUCAAUGACUUUGUCGAUUGUUACGGACCACUGAAUGAGUCUUAUCUCGAUGUCUAUAAUACUAAGGACGGACGAAAAGUCUAUGAGGAGACUUUGACAGCUGUCAAAUCACAGUUCCCUGAAUAUUUACGAGAAAUAGAAGGAACUGCUGAUGGAGCCAAUGUUCCAUUUUAUAAGCUUUUCCUCAUGCACCUCGACGAUAUCCUUCCCAAUGUCGUCAAUGGGGCAGGCAUAAGCACAAAUCAACCUGUCGGCUGUUCAUCCAUCGCGUGCAAUUAUCCAGGACAGGAAAUUUUGGGGCAUAACGAGGAUGCACUUGCUGAGACAUUGAAUUUCUGGUACAUAGCGAGUGUACAUGUGACAGAGCCUGGAUUUAGGGAAGAAAAAUUCACCUCUCUCUGUUACGCUGGAUUUCUCCCGGGAUACACGAUGGGCUUUAACAGUCAUGGACUAGUUUUUUGUGUCAAUACACUGAGUGCAAGGACGUUGAGAUCCGGAAAAACACCGAGAUAUUUCCUGGCUCGAUCUCUUCUGGGAGUUGCGAACUUCGAACAAGCCCAGAAAACACUCAGGAAUAAGGGGUUCGGAGCUGCUGAAGGAUUUUCGGUUAAUAUGACGUUCUUGGAUCAGGAGGGGGAUAGAUUGUUUCAUAAUGCUGAGGUAGGACCGGUGGAAGCUGAUUCCCAUGAGUCUCAGCUUAGUAUCUACACCGCCAGUCCCGGGGAGAAUAUUGCCCAUUGCAAUAAAUAUCUUCGAUUGAAUGUGCCCGAGGUUGACGGAGUGAUAAUAUCAAGCAGUGAGCACAGACACGCUGCGAUAGCUCGUCAUCCACCUCCACGAACUCGUCGAGAGGUAAUGGACAUUUUGAGUGAUCAAACAGACAACGAGUACAGAGUCUAUCAAGAAUUCGGACCUGAUGAUUACGUGAAGACAAUCGCAACUGGCAUAUUUGAUUGCGUGAAGAGAACCUGGUCGAUCUACACUGACAAACCAAAAUACAACGAGCCCCUCGUUGUCAUACCCAUUCGCACCGAGACCCAUUAAUUCAUUCAUGCUGCAAUUAUCUUUUCACACCUGUCAUAACUGGUGUAAGCGCGAUUUCAAGCCAAUGAAAAAUUAAUAAUUCAUAAUUAUUACAAAACGACUUAGCUCAUUUAUUUAUCAAUAUUUCAAAAUGCAUCGUGAUUAUCUAUAAUUCGAAGAGUUCAAUUUUUUACAAGCUCCUACUUUUCGUGGGCAUAUUAACCCUGCGGAUCUCUUGAUUCGAGUGUUGCGACGAUGUUUCAGGGAUUUAUAUAAAAAUAUAGCUGAACCUCCGAGUGACUAAC
Fopius arisanus is the source of this 1903-nucleotide messenger RNA. RefSeq names its product C45 family peptidase tan (gene tan). The transcript has 6 exons. The coding region runs from base 432 to 1619 and encodes 395 amino acids. The record is from RefSeq and is a predicted model, not a curated record. Lineage: Eukaryota; Metazoa; Arthropoda; Insecta; Hymenoptera; Braconidae.